Molecule: messenger RNA, 705 nt
Organism: Pelobates cultripes (western spadefoot toad)
Lineage: Eukaryota; Metazoa; Chordata; Amphibia; Anura; Pelobatidae
Source: the annotation of a GenBank genome assembly
AUGAACGACCUCCCCACAAUAGCUGCUACCCUACAGACAUGGAAAAAGAUACACCAAUACCCAGAACUUACACCUACCCCAUCCCCCAAAUACCCGAUAUCCCACAACCCCCUACUCCCCAUGGGAAAAGGAGGUAUAUUAAAAAAACCACAAUCCUCCCAAACCACAAACAGUUACACAGCAUUAGGUGACUUAAUAACUGACGGGGGACUAAAAUCUUUAGGAGUGAUUACAGGACUGACACAAAACCAAAUAACUUUGACGCACACCUUCCAAUAUCACCAACUUAAACACUUCCUGAGCAAAGAAGGACUCUUUCAUUGGAAGCCCAGAGAGGAAACGCUCUUUGAGAAAUGGUGCUCAAACCCACCCACACAAAAAAUAGUGGCCAAAUGCUAUAACAUGAUGCAAACAAUAACGGACAAACACCUACCGUUAUAUACCAGAGCUGGAAGCCGAUGGUUCUCAGCACAAAUGAAUGCGGAUGCAUGGACUGCAGUUUUUAUCAAAAUGAUGAAAACAAAUCCUAGCAUACCCCUACAAGAAAUUAAUUACAAAUUCCUUUCACACUGGUACACCACGCCAGUAGACAUUCACAAAUAUGACACCCAACACUCACCUACUUGCUGGAGGUGCAAGGAAGAGCAGGACACUUACCAUCACAUCUGGUGGUCCUGUAGGAGGAUAGAGGCCUUUUGGAAGGAG